Molecule: messenger RNA, 666 nt
Organism: Glarea lozoyensis ATCC 20868
Lineage: Eukaryota; Fungi; Ascomycota; Leotiomycetes; Helotiales; Helotiaceae
Product: FAD/NAD(P)-binding protein
Exons: 1
Coding region: 1-666 (221 amino acids)
Source: RefSeq, a predicted model, not a curated record
AUGGUCCAGCGAUCUUCAACUUAUGUUGUGACAAUCAAGAGCAACAACGCCGCAUUCUCCCCACUUUACGGUGAAAACAGCCCAGCCAACGAAGAUUCUGACGUUCUCUUUUUAGGCAUGCCCAAUGCAGUACUGAAGAAACUCCAAGUCGAAGGAACAUCCGCACUUUGCGAAGCCGAUAAGGAGAUUCUGGCGGGUCUCGAAAAAGCCGGCUUCAAGACCGACAAAGGCAUCGACGACAGCGGUAUCUGGUUCAAGUACCUCCAACGAGGUGGUGGUUAUUACCUCGAUUCUGGCUGCUCCCAACUUAUUGCCGACGGUAAAAUUGCAAUCAAACAAGGACAAGAAAUCGUUGAGGUUUUACCAACCGGACUCAAACUCACCGACGGAGAAAUCCUUGAAGCUGAUGAAAUUGUAUGGGCUACUGGAUAUGGUUCUAUGCGUAGUCACUGCCGCACGAUUUUCGGAGAUAAAGUAGCCGAUCAAGUACAUGAUGUCUGGGGUAUGGAUGAGGAAGGCGAGGUUAGAACUAUGUGGCGAAAAUCUGGACAUCCUGGCUUUUGGUUCAUGGCGGGGAAUUUGGCACUUUGCAGAUGGUAUAGUCGGAUGCUUGCGCUGCAGAUCAAGGCGAUUGAGGAGGGGCUCAGUGGGUAUGAAGAUUUGUAA